This is a messenger RNA of Phialemonium atrogriseum, 1653 nucleotides long. RefSeq lists its product as uncharacterized. The transcript has 4 exons. NCBI's taxonomy places the organism in Eukaryota, Fungi, Ascomycota, Sordariomycetes, Cephalothecales, Cephalothecaceae. Gene Ontology annotation, cellular component: mitochondrion. Bases 255 to 1490 code for a protein of 411 amino acids. Gene Ontology annotation, molecular function: FAD binding; oxidoreductase activity. The record is from RefSeq and is a predicted model, not a curated record. Gene Ontology annotation, biological process: ubiquinone biosynthetic process.
AGCCGGCAGCAAACCAGUGGUGUGGGACGAUUCCGUAGCAUCUCCGAAUCUUUAGGCCCAUCUCCACAAUCCACAAGCCCCCUUCCCUCAUGGCUCAUCGCCGAAGAGGGAUCGUGUUGUUGCGGGGUUAAUUAUAUUUCUUUGAGAGCGCUCCUUCCAAAAAGUUUGCCGUGCAAUCUCGAGCACGACACACAACCUGUAAUCAUCCCCAAACCGCCAGUCCCGUCUAUUUGUGUGUCCAGCCAGCAGACGGAAUGGAGCGUCCCUUCAAGAAGGUCCUGAUCGUUGGCGCCGGGCCCUCGGGCCUGCUCCUGGCCCUCCUGCUCUCCAAGCACGGCAUCCCCGUGCAGAUCCUCGAGGCGUCGGACCACCUGGACGAGCAGCCGCGGGCGGCGCAUUACGGCCCGCCCGCGGUGCCGGACCUCGCGCGCGCGGGCAUCAUCGACGAGGUGCGGCGGCGGGGCAUCUCGCCGACGACCAUGGUGUGGCGGCGGUGGGACGACCACAGCGUGAUUGCGGGCACCGACGGCAGCAUGCUGGCCGACGUGGACGGACAGGACCUGCGCACCGUGUCGCUGGUGCUGCACGACCUGGACCAGCUCAUGCUCGACGAGAUCACCUCAAAGUACGGCGGGAAGAUCCACUGGGAGCACAAGGUCGUCGACAUCGGGCAGGACGACGGCAAGGCCUGGGUCGACGCCGAGACCCCCGACGGCAAGGUGCGCAUCGAGGCCGAUUAUGUUGUCGGCUGCGACGGCGCAAACAGCCAGAUCCGGAGGUCCCUGUUCGGCAACGACUACCCGGGCUUCACCUGGGAUAAGCAGAUUGUCGCCACCAACGUAUACUACGAUUUCGAGGGCAAGCAUGGCUUCACUGACUCGAGCUUCGCCAUCCACCCAGACCACUUCUUUAUGGUCGCCAAGAUGACGGCCGACGGCCUCUACCGCGUCACAUACGGCGAGGAGACGGGCCUGACACAGGAGCAGCUAAUAGAGCGACAGCCGUGGAAGUACGAGAUGAUGCUCCCCGGCAACCCCAAGCCGGGCGACUACAAGAUCACGACCAUCGCGCCCUACAGGAUGCACCAGCGCUGCGCGCCGGCCUUCCGGGUGGGGCGGUUCCUGCUGGCCGCCGACGCGGCGCACCUGUGCAACCCGUGGGGCGGGCUGGGCAUCACGGGCGGCUUCGUCGACGUCGGCGGGCUGUACGACUGCCUGGCGGGCAUCUACGACGGCAGGGCCGACGAGUCCAUCCUCGACCUGUACAGCGAGAAGCGCAUCGAGAAGUGGAGGACCGUCAUCGACCCCAUCUCGCAGGACAACUUCAGGCGCGUGUCCGACCCGGACCCGGACACCCGCUUCGAGAGGGACGAGUUCAUGCAGCACUGCAAGAAGUGCGAGUCGGACCCCGUCGCCAUGAAGGAGCUGCUGAUGGGAUUCAUGGCCGUGAGGUAUGACUUCACCCAGCAUUACAAGGAUGCGGCGAAAUAGGAGAGAGGGUCGUGUCAUUUUUGUGUGUGUCUGAAUAUCGACGGGUUAUUUAGGAGGCAUGUAACGAAGAGCCCAAAUCUAAUGUACAUGUACAUACACACUGCUGGCUUGCUGUGACAACCCAGAGUAGACUGCAGAGUCCCUAAAAUGACAUGCCCUUCUC